This is a messenger RNA of Alternaria alternata, 3408 nucleotides long. RefSeq lists its product as hypothetical. The record is from RefSeq and is a predicted model, not a curated record. NCBI's taxonomy places the organism in Eukaryota, Fungi, Ascomycota, Dothideomycetes, Pleosporales, Pleosporaceae. The coding region runs from base 125 to 3364 and encodes 1079 amino acids. The transcript has 2 exons.
UCCGAGGGAGUUUGAUGAGGGAUCUACCCCCAGGCACAUUUCAAUAUGUAUUGAAAGCCGCCUAACUCAAUCUUGCACUUCUUCCACAUAUACCAGGGAGGUCAAUCAAACUUUUUGCGCCAUAAUGGCGUCAACCGCGACGAGCCGCAAUGUUGUGGAUAAAGAAGAGGUGGAUUCUACAGGAACAGCAAGAAACACACCGAAUGGCGAGCAAGGACGAUCAGAUGGGUAUCAUCAAGAUGCGACCCUUACUCAAGACAAGAAAGAUGAAGACAAGAAGGCGAAGAAACCCUCAAAACUCAAGGCUGGUUGGGACAAACUCGGUCUCGACCCGCCUACGCUCAUGAUGAUGGGCAAAGCCGCACUACCCCCAACAAUUGCGUUGUCCAUGUACCAAGCAACAGAUGUUGCGGAAACCUUCACCACGUUGGGUUACCUGACAGCCAUCAUCAGCAUCAUCGGAUUCUGUAUCAUGCCGCGCGCCAAGUUCAUCCAGACAAUGACGAUGAAUGUAUUGGCGACAUGUGUUGGCUCGGCUAUAGCAUUGCUCAUGGUCUGGACGGGAGUGAAAGCUCGACAACAUACGACUCCGGUCGGAGCACCACCACAACGCUACAACUCCUCGCAAUCGGCUGUUCUCGGAGUAUGGCUCUUCUUCCAGAUUUAUGCCAUCAAUGCGAUGAAGGCGAAAUUUCCCCAAUUGGCUUUUCCUACGAUCAUAUAUGCCAUCCAGGUCAAUGUUGCGGCAACCAAUGGCUUCUUGUUUCAAACGGUAGCACAGUGCGAGUCCUUCAUUCAAAGGCUUCUUGAGGCCUUCUUGACUGGGUUUGCGAUCUGCACAGGAGUGAGCUUGUUCAUUAUUCCUGUUACAUCGCGAAAGGUGGUAAUGAAAGAGGUGGCGGGUUAUAUUGGCUUGUUGCGCGGAACACUCGGUGCGCACAAGGGUUACAUACACAGCCUAGAAACAAGCGAUAUGUUCGGGGAGAAAUACGCUCCUGAGGAUGGAGAUGAUAAGAAGAAGACAAAAGCAAGGCCUGAAGUGGAAGCUAUCAAGAAGAUGACUGGAGCCCUACAGGCAUUGCACGGUAAGCUCACCGCGGAUCUGCCAUUUGCGAAACGCGAGAUUGCCUAUGGAAAGUUGACGCCAGAUGAUCUCGAGGCCAUGUUCAAGAAUUUGCGGUCGAUCAUGCUUCCUAUCUUGGGUCUCGGAUCGGUCAUGGAUCUUUUCGAGCGUGCAGCUGAAAUCAACCACUGGGAUGGACAAGAGGACGAACACGACGAAGCACUUCGCAAACAAACCGUCAAAGAAUGGAACGACAUGUUUCAAUUCGUUCACGAACCUUUCAACAACAUCUUCCAAGCUCUUGAUGAUGGACUUGCACACGUCAUGUUGAAGUUACAGCUCACUAAGCCGCCCAAAAAGAAGAAGGGCCAAAACCAAGAUGAUGCCGAAGCAAAAGGUGACGCUAUCAAGCCAGGACAAGCAGGCUUUGCAGAAUACAUGCAGAAGCAAUCAGAUGCCUUCUUCAGCAGGAAGGAACCUACUCUCCGCCACUGGGUUGAAACAAAGGGCAUCAAGCUCCGCGAUGACUACUUUUCAUCGCCAUCAGCACUUGACGAAGAAACUUUGAAGCUCAUGCCCAGCAUCACCACGCGAAAGCGAGAUCAACGACAGCUCUUCAUGGUACUCUAUGUCAUGUUCCUCUUGGGUUCAAUAAGUCGUUCAGUCGUCGAGUUUAUCAAGUUCGCGGAUGAGCACGACCAAGCAACUGCGAAAAGCAAGUUCAUCUGGCCUGGUGGACGACGCUUUAAGAAGUGGGCAAAGAGCAUAUUCCAGAGCCAGGACUCCACUCCUGAUGAUGAAACAACAGUCGCUGGGUUUGACAGGAGCAACACGACUGUUUAUAUGGGCGAGGCGUAUAAGGAGAAAAAGGACCCUGAGCAUCUACCACCCGCCAACACGUGGGAGAAGUUUGGCAACGGUAUCCGUGCCAUUUCACGUUUCCUACGAAGUCCCGAAUCAGCCUUUGGUUUCCGUGCCGCGUGUGCCACGAUGAGUAUCGCCAUUGUCGCCUUCCUUCGUCCAACUCAGCAAUUCUUCGUUGAACAACGCUUGGUCUGGGCGCUUAUCAUGGUGGCCAUCUCCAUGACUCCAACGGCUGGUCAAUCCAUUUUCCAAUUCAUACUCAGAAUCGCUGGUACCGCAGCCGCAAUGAUAAUAGCCUGGCUUAUAUGGUACAUUCCUGGGCAGAAGACUCCUGGUAUCCUAGUAUUCCUUUGGGUCUUCGUCGCGAUCGGCUUCUACAUUCCGCUAAAGCGAAUGGAUCUGGUUAUUGUCGGCUUGAUCAGUGUAGUCACAGCCACCAUGAUCGUCGGUUAUGAGCUGCAAGUGCGCAAGAUAGGAGAGCAGGCCGCAACAGCAUCAACAGGCCAACCCGCAUACCCAAUCUAUGAACUCGGCCCCUACCGUCUCGCCACCGUUGUCGGUGGUCUAGCCGUCGCCUUCUUCUGGACCAUCUUCCCUUACCCCAUUACUGAGCACUCUGCGCUUCGCCAGAAACUCGGUGGCGCAUUGUACCUAUCUGCGAACCUGUAUUCCAUCAUGCACGAGCAGGUCAUGGGUCGCAUUCGUGGUGAACUUGGAGGCGACGAGGAAAGCGACAAGGAGAGUCCGGGUUACCAGCUCGUCAAAGCGCGAAACAAGGUGUUUGCGAAGCAGAUGCUCACUCUACAAGGACUGAAAAUGCAUGCCGGAUUCGUGAAGUGGGAGUUUCCACUUGGAGGCAAAUUCCCAAAGGACGAGUACGAGAAGAUUAUCGGUUAUGUCGAAAAUAUCGUAAACUACACGGCCCUCCUAGGCUACGCCUCCCAAGCCUUCACCCACCCCUCAUUUAACCACCAAUCCGCCGACCCCACAUCCCCUCAAACAGACGAGGCUCCCUUCCCAGACCAUCACUCCGCGCAGUGGUUCAACGACUUCCGCCGCGUCAUUAUGUCUGCCAAAGUCACUUCGCAUGAAAUAACAUCCUUGCUCGCCAUGCUCUCCUCCAGCAUCACAAAUGCGCAACCUCUACCUCCUUACCUCCACGCACCCCCGGGAGCCCAAUUAAGUCGGAAACUCGAGAUGGUGGACCCGGAGAUACUGAGUUUGAGACAUAUUGCUGAACCGGGAUAUGCGGCAUUUGCAGUCAUGAGCAUAAGUACGAGGUGUAUACAUAUGGAUAUCGAGAGGUUGUUGAAGGCGGUUAAAGGGCUGGUUGGGGAGUUGGAUUUUAGCUUUCAUGUUGUUAGUACCAAGGGGGCUGACUCGGGGACUUCAUCAGAGGAGACGCUUGUCAAGAGGAUGACGACGAAGCAGGAUUAGCAAAUGCCUUGUACGUAGUUUAGUAAUAUAUUGUAAUAUCUUUC